Molecule: messenger RNA, 1574 nt
Organism: Vigna radiata var. radiata (mung bean)
Lineage: Eukaryota; Viridiplantae; Streptophyta; Magnoliopsida; Fabales; Fabaceae
Product: probable protein phosphatase 2C 9
Exons: 7
Coding region: 598-1308 (236 amino acids)
Biological process (GO): protein dephosphorylation
Cellular component (GO): nucleus; cytosol
Molecular function (GO): protein serine/threonine phosphatase activity
Source: RefSeq, a predicted model, not a curated record
ACAGUGUCAGCAAUAAAACAAGGCACAGAGAAACUGCAAAAGUCAAUAAGGGCAACCUAUGCCUUUUGGCCCCCAUUCUCAUUCCGUUGCUAACAAAACUGCGCAAAGACUUUCUCAACAAAACCAAUACUAGACGGUUAUCUAAGUCUACUCUUCCAACCAUCCAUCCCCUAUUCCAUCUUCCUAUUCCUAUAUUACCAAUCAAUAAAAUUUCACUUCUUAUACGUUCUUCUCCUUCUUCCCUGUAAUUUCUGUCUCUCUCUCUCCUUCCUUUAACAAUUAACUAGAGACGACCCAAUUGCCUUCCAGAUCUUUUUCCAGGGAAAAGUUUUGAUUUUUGGAUCGUUUUGUGGUAAGAGUUAGAUGUUGACUGAUAGACGGAAAGGUUGAGGUGGGGCUGGAUUAUAUGGACAGUCUUUGUUGCUUCAGCUCUGUCAGCCAGUAAAGGUUGCACAGAAACUCAUGAACCCUUGGUCAUAGAAGCACUAAUUCCAAGUGGUUGGAGGACGAUCUUCAUCUAACUCUGGCAAGGGCAAGAGCAGUCAGUCCUCAGUCAAAUAUGGCUAUAGCCUAGUCAAAGGGAAAGCAAACCAUCCCAUGGAGGACUACCAUGUAGCAAAAUUUGUCCAGUUCAAUGGGCGAGAGCUUGGCCUUUUUGCUAUAUAUGAUGGGCAUCUGGGAGACAGUGUACCGGCCUAUUUACAAAAGCACCUGUUUCCUAAUAUCUUGAAGGAAGAGGACUUCUGGAAUGAUCCGUUCAUGUCCAUUUCUAAUGCCUAUGUAACAACAGAUCAGGAAAUUCUUUCUCAUAGUCCUGAUCUGGGACGAGGAGGAUCAACUGCAGUGACUGCAAUCCUCAUAAAUAAUCAGAAAUUAUGGGUAGCCAAUGUAGGAGAUUCUCGAGCUGUUGUGUCAAGGGGAGGGGAGGCUGCACAGAUGACAACUGAUCAUGAGCCCAAUACUGAGAGGGGCAGCAUUGAGACAAGAGGUGGCUUUGUCUCAAACAUGCCAGGUGAUGUUGCAAGAGUGAAUGGGCAGCUAGCAGUUUCUCGAGCCUUUGGAGACAAAAACCUCAAAACACACUUGCGAUCUGAUCCUGACAUUCAGUACGCUGAUAUCACCCCAGAUGUUGAACUUUUGAUACUUGCUAGUGAUGGUCUAUGGAAGGUAAUGGGAAAUCAAGAAGCUGUUGAUAUUGCAAGAAGAAUAAAGGAUCCACAAAAAGCAGCCAAACAACUAGCCACUGAGGCAUUGAACAGAGAGAGUAAGGAUGAUAUUUCCUGCAUUGUAGUUCGUUUCAAGGGUUGAAAAUUGGAACAUACACACUCUCUAAAAUCAGGGUAUAUAUUUUUAUAUAUAUAUUAUUCUACAAAUCAAGAUGCAAUUCCAUACCCAUGAAAAUCCAUCAUUAAUUUGGAAUAUCCUGCAAAAUAGGUUUUGCCCCUUCCCUUCAUAUGUAAAAAUAUAAAAUUUAAAUUCUCGAAUUUAGGUCGUGGCGUUUAGUAUUUCUUGAUUUCUUCGUGGUGUAGAUUCACACAAUAAUUUUCUUUCAAUAUGCAUUAUUAUUAUUAUUA